AUGGACGUUGAUGUGGAGAAGAAGCAGGAGUCCAGCGACGGAUCCCUCACUUCCGGUCAGGAAUAUGGGCAGAUCGUCUCCACCCAGCAGAAGACGUCUUUCUUCGCCCGGGUGAUCGAUGGAUUUCGCGAAAAUCCCCACGCCCGCGUUUCCGAGUUGCUUGUCGACGACAAUGGAAAGCCGCUGCCCAACCAGCCGCCUGCACAGCCGGCAUUGGCUAUGAAGCUCAAGCAGCGCCAUUUGCAGAUGAUUGCCAUCGGUGGCUCCAUAGGAACCGGUCUCUUUGUUGGUUCGGGCUCGGCUCUGGCCACAGGCGGUCCCGCGGCGCUGGUCUUAGCAUAUUGCCUUCUGGGGAUCAUGAUCUUCUGCACGGUGCACGCCCUGGGGGAGAUGGCUGUCUUGGGCUGGAAUUACUGCCUGCAGUGGCUGGUCACGUUACCAAUCGAAAUCAUGGCGGCCUCCAUAACCCUGAAUUACUGGCAUGGGGCACGUAACGUCAACCCCUGUGUCUGGGUUACGAUCUUCUAUAUUGUGAUUAUCUCGAUAAACCUGUUUGGUGUCAAAGGUUAUGGGGAGGCCGAGUUUGUCUUUUCAAUUAUCAAGGUUAUUGCAACCUUAGGAUUUAUCAUAUUCGCUUUGGUCGUUGAUGUUGGCGGCGGGCCUACCGGGCAUUAUUUUGGAGCCAAAACAUGGGAUAAUCCUGGCGCCUUCGCAUAUGGCUUCAAGGGUGUCUGCUCGGUUUUUGUCACAGCUGCAUUCUCCUUUGGUGGUACUGAACUGGUCGGUUUGGCGGCCGCCGAAGCAGAAAAUCCGCGUCUGGCGCUUCCCACUGCCAUAAAACAAGUAUUCUGGCGGGUUGUUCUGUUUUAUAUUGUUUCCUUGACCUUUGUUGGGUGCUUGGUUCGCUGGGAUGACCCUCGGCUACUCAACAGUGGCAGCAACGCUAAUUAUUGGACAUCGCCAUUCGUGCUGGCCAUCAAAAACGCGGGCGUCGGAGGCUUGCCUUCGGUCUUCAAUGCUGUUAUCCUCAUUGCGGUUCUGAGCGUCGGCAACGCAUCCGUAUAUGGUGCAUCCCGCACGAUGGCUGCCCUUGCCGAUAAUGGCCAGGCACCCAAAAUCCUUGGCUAUAUUGACCGGACGGGCAGACCGCUCGUGGCCAUCCUCGUCUCGUCAGCACUCGGGGCUCUUUGCUAUAUCGUAGCGCUGUCGCCGUCGCAGAGACAAGAAGCAUGGAACUGGAUGUUUGCUAUCAGCGGUCUGGCAAGUAUCUUUACCUGGGGAUCAAUCUGUCUGUGCCACAUUCGGUUUCGGCAGGCCUGGAAGUACCACGGUCACACCCUGGAUGAACUACCUUACAAAUCUCAAGCAGGCGUUAUUGGGUCAUGGAUCGGCUUUCUAUUCAAUUGCUUGGUGCUGAUCGCCCAAUUCUGGACAGGAUUUGCCCCGAUUGGUUAUCGAGAGAUGUCAUCAUCCGAGAGGACUGAGAUCUUCUUCGAAGGUUAUCUGGCAGCACCAAUCGUCAUUGUCUUCUACAUCGGGUUCAAGAUUUGGAAGAGGACUCCGAUCCGACGGGUUAAAGACAUUGACGUGGUCUCUGGCAGACGCGAGCUCGACCUGGAACAAAUUCUGGCAGAGGAAAGAGCGAUCCGAGCAACGUGGCCAUGGUGGAAGAAGGCGUGGAACACCUUCUGCUAG
Molecule: messenger RNA, 1695 nt
Organism: Fonsecaea erecta
Lineage: Eukaryota; Fungi; Ascomycota; Eurotiomycetes; Chaetothyriales; Herpotrichiellaceae
Exons: 7
Coding region: 1-1695 (564 amino acids)
Biological process (GO): amino acid transmembrane transport
Cellular component (GO): membrane
Molecular function (GO): amino acid transmembrane transporter activity
Source: RefSeq, a predicted model, not a curated record